Parathielavia appendiculata is the source of this 1048-nucleotide messenger RNA. RefSeq lists its product as uncharacterized. Lineage: Eukaryota; Fungi; Ascomycota; Sordariomycetes; Sordariales; Chaetomiaceae. Gene Ontology annotation, cellular component: membrane; cytoplasm. Bases 270 to 926 code for a protein of 218 amino acids. The transcript has 2 exons. The record is from RefSeq and is a predicted model, not a curated record.
AACACGCAGUCUUAACCCACCUUGAGGGUCCUCACAAUGACCUGGGAGUUCAACCGCCGCCGGUGGCUUCGAGCAAUCAACAGUACAUUCAUCUAUGGCAGAAUCGUGAGUUAACGCCUUAGUCCCUUGUCACUUGGCCUUUGUUCCAUCUGAGCUCGCUGCGCAAAAGCUUUUCUGCACCACUCACUGCUGCCUCCAGUUGCAGCAACCGCUAACUAAGAUGCUCCAAUAUCCAGCCGCUGCUGCAUACCAUCAUUCUCUUCAUCGAGAUGGCCCUCUUCGCCCGGCUCACUAGCCGGUUCAACGCUUACUACGAUGAACGACCACUUCUCACCAUGAUGGUGACCAACUCCAUCCUGGGCGGCAUCGCCGACACGGUGGCUCAGACCAUAACCUCUGUCCGCGAGCGAGCCGUCCGCAAGCACCCCAACGGCCAACUAAACCCGCGAGAGGAUGCUCUCGCCAUCGAGAUUCACGAGCUCGACCGCAAGAACCCCCUCACCGACCGAGAGCUGAUCCCUGACUCCAGGACGCUUCCGCCGCCCUUUGACUUUGAGCGCCUGACCCGCUUCAUGGCCUACGGCUUCUGCAUGGCUCCCGUACAGUUCCGCUGGUUCAAGCUGCUCGAGAAGACGUUCCCCAUCACCAAGACAGCCGCCUUCCUACCGGCCAUGAAGCGCGUUGCCUUUGACCAGCUCAUCUUUGCGCCCUUUGGCGUCGCCGCCUUCUUCACGGUCAUGACGGUCGCCGAGGGCGGGGGCAAGCGCGAAGUGUACCACAAGAUGCGCGACAUGUACGUGCCGACGCUCAAGGCCAACUACAUGCUCUGGCCGGCGGUGCAGGUCAUCAACUUCCGGCUGAUGCCGGUGCAGUUUCAGUUGGUGAGUUCUGCUGUCCCGAGCAUCGAAAUGCGAAAGCAGUGCUGAUGAAUCUUUUGCUCAAGCCCUUCGUGUCGACUGUUGGUAUUGCGUGGACCGCGUACCUCUCACUUACCAAUGCCGCCGAGAACGUACAGGAGGCUCGAGUCCCAGAGAGGUCCGGUAUUCGG